AUGGAUACAAAUGAAGAAGAGUUGAAUGGAACAUAUAUUCCAGAUAGAUCUAUAUUAAAUAUAAAUAAUAUAAAUAUAAAUAAAAAUAUGAAUGAUACAUUAUCUAAAGAAUUAUCAGAAUUAAGAAUUGAUUUUUUAGAUGAAAAUGAUCAUCCAAUAAACAUUAAAUCUAUAUACUUAAAUGAUCAUGAUGAAGGUGAUGAUGGUACUGCUACCGAUGCUGCUGCUGCUGCUGCUGAUGAUGAUGAUGAUGAUGAUGAUGAUGAUGAUGAUGAUGAUGAUGAUGAUAAAGUUUAA
Molecule: messenger RNA, 297 nt
Organism: Schistosoma spindalis
Lineage: Eukaryota; Metazoa; Platyhelminthes; Trematoda; Strigeidida; Schistosomatidae
Source: the annotation of a GenBank genome assembly